This is a messenger RNA of Fusarium verticillioides 7600, 558 nucleotides long. RefSeq lists its product as hypothetical. The record is from RefSeq and is a predicted model, not a curated record. Lineage: Eukaryota; Fungi; Ascomycota; Sordariomycetes; Hypocreales; Nectriaceae. The transcript has 2 exons. The coding region runs from base 1 to 558 and encodes 185 amino acids.
AUGUUAUAUGAAGCGGCAUCUCGAGGGUAUUGCACCACUGUGCAAGCACUACCUAGUCCAUCGGGGAAAAAAAACAGAAUAGAUCCAACUCCAGGACAGUGCCUAACCAAGAUAUUAAAACCAUCGCCGGAGCUCCAAGAUCACGUUCCAGCAAAGUCUGUGACUUCAGAAUCUGGCAGCGAAUCGGACCCUGAUAUGACUUUUACCCAGGACACGCCCAUUUUCAGAACUAAUCUCAAACUCGACGAUCAUGUUCGCGACAGAGAAGAAGAAGCUGAAUGCCUGGAACGCGACGGCAAAGCCUGUGUUGUGCUUGGCACAGAAAAUCCAAUGGUCAGCCACAUCAUUCCAUGUGCCUGGAACGACACCAAGGAGCAUAACAACGUGACUGGAGACAUCAAGAUGCGCGCCCCUGACUUAUUCAGACUUAAUAUCAACGGUGCCGCUAGUUACGUCUGCAACCCACACGAGCUGGCAUGUAUCCUGUUCACUGCUUUAGUUGGCGCGACAGGCAAUCCAGAAUUGCUUUCGAUUUACCCAGGUGACAAGGUUAUGUAG